This is a messenger RNA of Pangasianodon hypophthalmus (striped catfish), 1796 nucleotides long. RefSeq names its product tetraspanin 34b (gene tspan34b). Bases 203 to 937 code for a protein of 244 amino acids. Lineage: Eukaryota; Metazoa; Chordata; Actinopteri; Siluriformes; Pangasiidae. The record is from RefSeq and is a predicted model, not a curated record. The transcript has 8 exons. Gene Ontology annotation, cellular component: membrane.
CCCUCUGGCAAUUGUAUACCUGCUGCAGUUGAGCCAGAAUGAUAGAGGCAGAAGUAUAGAAAAGACUAGCCGGCGUUUUGUAUUUUCAGCCCUGUUUUCUGUGGACACUCAGAAAUUCUAAGCUCCAACGCAGCCUCCUGUGAUCUUACAUUCUUUUCAAUCUCUUCAAGUCUUCAGUAAAGGUACAUCAGACACUGUGAAGAUGGGCUGCUUUGGAUUUUUGAAAACAAUGAUGUUUUUUUUCAAUGGCAUCAUCUUUCUGGCCGGAGCAGGUAUCUUGGCUGUAGGUAUCUGGGUGAAGGUAGAUAAUAACUCUAUCAUGACCGUUCUACAAGGCCUGUCUGGGGCACCACCUGAGCUGAAGCAGGUGCUGAAUGUAGGCUACCUGCUGAUUGCUGUGGGCAGCGUGCUGCUGCUGCUCGGCUUUCUGGGCUGCUGCGGCGCUGUUCGCGAGAGCAGGUGCAUGCUGCUUAUGUUCUUUGUCAUUAUCCUGAUAGUCUUCAUUGCUGAGGUUGCUGGAGCAAUUGUGAUUGUGGUCUUCAAGGGACUGAUACAAUCUCUGAUAAGUCAAGUGGGAGUUGCUGUAGUGGACGGCAUUCGAAAAGACUACGGCGCUAAUCCAGAUGUCACGGGUCUGUGGAACACCACUAUGGACUUGCUGAAGUGCUGCGGAUUCAACAACUAUUCAGAUUUCACGGGUUCCCCUUUCGUCCAAAAUACCAAUCUGUAUCCAUACCAGUGCUGUCAGCUUCAACCCUGUAAAUACAGCAAUGCUACAGUUGCGAAUGUUAAGGGAUGUUACCCUGCACUGAUAAAAGUUUUUGACUCGAAUUCAGUUAUCAUCAUAGCUGUGGCCUUGGGAAUCGCAGCGCUUGAGCUCUUCGCCAUGGUUGUCUCCAUGACCUUGUAUUGCCAAAUAAAAUCUACAGAAGCCUGAAACCUGACCAAAAGCACAUCCAAACAUCUGAAAUUUACAACAGCAUAUUUACUGAAAACCAUUUAAAAAUAAAUGAAUUGAUUUUAUAGAUUUUUUUAUUAAAUUGUGUUUAUUUUUAAUAUAGGAACACUUGAUAUAUGCACAAUAAUAUAUUUAUAUUCUAUAAAUGAUUUACUAUUUUAAUGUUGAUUCAGAAAUGUGAUUUUCAGAUAAUUCAAUGUCUACCGGCAUUGUGUUACAGAUGACAUAAAAAUUAAAAAUGCCUUUUUAGCCAGUUUUGCAAUUAAAUUAUCUGCAAUUAAUAUUAUAUUAAUGAUAUUUUGUGAUAAUUAUAUAUUUCUUAAAACGCACCUUUACAAACAUUGUUCUGUGUAAAUAAAUAGCAAAUAAAAUAACUAAUCUAUAAAUCUUUCAAAUUAAGUGACUAUUUUUAGCAUGACACUGUAUGUACAGUAUAUUUUAUGUUGUCAUGCUACAAUGUUCAGUAUAUUUUAUGUCAAUAUUAAAUAUUUUAAAGAUGUUUAUUUACUUGUUUAUAUGUGUACAUAUGCACUUUCAUAAUGAAUUCCCUUUAAGAUUAAAAAAAUCAGUCAAUAAUUGCAGUAAUACAUACAUUAUAAAAAUGAUUCAGUAAUUUGUGGUUAAAAGACAAUGUCCUUUUUUUAACCAUUAAAGUUCCAGCUUAUUAUUCUGUUGUUUAUCUAAAGUAUAUUAUUCAGUACCUCCUGUGAAUUAUUCAGUAUCUAUUGUGAAAAACUAAAUAGGAAAUGUACUGUAUGUACUUAUAUACAAAGUAAUACUGUUGGAUUAUUUUAUUUCUCACAAAACUAAGGAAUCAUUAAAUCACUUUAAUCAUUAA